CUCCUCUGAUCGGCAUUAACCCUUUCGCUCCGCCGCGCAGCUGUCACACCCCCGGCCCGGGUUUCGCUGUUCAUCCCCUUUUCCCCUUCAACGCCGAGGGUCCGGCACCGUCGCACUGCUCGUCUCGACCGCGGUCAGGACGGGGCACGGGGCUGGUUCGGAGGCGGCCGCGGCCGCGGGGGGGCUGUGUAUUGCCGUGACCCCCGCCUCAGCCUCGUCGGGCGGCCCGGCUGUGCCUCCCGGGAGGGCCGGUCCCGGGGGGCGCCGGGGGUCUUCCCCGAACCCACAGUCAGUCAGCCCUUAACCUCUUUCUCGGAAGAUCGUGCGCUUUCAGUCUUCGUGUUUCGUUUUUCCCGGAGGAGGGGUGUGAAUUUCAUAGUAGCUGCGCAUCCAAAAAGGAAAAAUGAAGGGAAUUUACACCGGAUUGAGCGUUAUUCUCAGCUACCGGCGUAGGCACAGAUUUUGGUUCCUCAUGAACCUUAUGGAAAGAGCCCGACCCUAAUACAUGUUCGAGGAUAGGUUAGAUAACAGUGCUUCUGUCCUGAACAGACAGAGGGGCUGAAAGACUUGCUGAAACUAUUUUGCUAUGCUCAUAGGCACUGCUUUGGGAUACUGAUUCUAGGAGGUACCAUCAAAAUCAAAAGGGAUAGAAUAAAUUUUUAAACAAUUAUUUUAUUUAUUUCCCCUGCUCAUUUUCUGGUUUGACCCCCCCAGGAACAUGUUGUAGUGCUUUGUGCAGGGCUGCUGCUGCUACAGUGAUGCUGGCAGGAUGUCGGCUUUCUUAGCCUUCCAUGCCAAAGGAUAAGGGGACGUCAGGAGGAGGCGGGGGGGCCAGGUUGUUUUGAAAGUUGUUUGUGUGUUGAAAGCCGGUGGGAAAGUUCAGGCUUCCCCAUUUGGAAGAGGCAAGGCUGGGUUCCGCUCUUCCAACAUGCGCUUUCCAUUUUUAGCUUCAUUCAGACGCAGACAGCAGUUCCUUUCCUCUUCCUCUCCUUGUUUGUGUGACACUUUUCUGAGGCAGCUUUUCCACAGGCGACUAAGUGGUCUCACGGCCAUGACCCCACAUUUUCUUCAGCACAGAAUAUUAUUUUCUCUCUGAAGCAUUAAGGAAAGGGUCUGAAAAAGGUAAAGUGGUUGUCACAGCCUAGGGAUUUUCUCCUCUUUGUUUUUGUUCCCUCAUUACUACAGAGGCUGGCAUUUUAAAGUGCUGCUUCAGUCAGAGCAGCUUCGUUUACACUGCUUUUUGGCUAUUACUCAACUGUACCAACUAUCCUGCAUACGCUUUUAAAGUGUCACAGACUACUGUAUUAGUCACACUGUAUCAACGGAAACCACAACACUGAAGGACAAUGAGGAUUAAAGGCUGUUUUCUUUUUUUCCAGGCUGCUACGCAGUGUAGCUCGGACGCUGUGAGUUUCAAGAAUCUGGUGAAAGGGAGAGAGUGGACAAUGAAAAUGGACAUGGAGGAUGCUGACAUGACUCUGUGGACAGAGGCUGAUUUUGAAGAGAAGUGCACAUAUAUUGUAAAUGAUCAUCCGCUGGAUCCCAGUGCCGAUGGAGGCACCCUAACUCAGGCAGAGGCUUCCUUGCCAAGGAACUUGACUUUCAAAUACGCAUCUAACUGCAAAGAGGUCACUGGAGUGAUAAGCAAAGAGUACAUCCCAAAAGGAACACGCUUUGGACCCCUGGUAGGAGAGAUCUAUACCAGUGAUACAGUUCCCAAGAAUGCAAACAGAAAAUACUUUUGGCGGAUCUAUUCAAGUGGUGAACUUCACCACUUCAUUGAUGGAUUUAACGAGGACAAGAGCAACUGGAUGCGUUAUGUAAACCCUGGCUACUCUGUUCAGGAGCAGAACUUGGCUGCUUGUCAGAAUGGAAUGAACAUCUACUUCUAUACCAUCAAGCCCAUCCCUGCCAACCAAGAGCUGCUUGUGUGGUAUUGCCGAGACUUUGCAGAAAGGCUGCACUAUCCCCCCUCCAGAGAGCUGACAAUGAUGAACCUCACACAAACCCACAUUAAUCCAAAGCAGCACAGUGCUGAUAAAGAUGAGCUUUAUCAGAAAAGCAUCCCAAAGAAGGAGCACAGUGUGAAAGAAAUCCUGAAAAUGGAAUCCAAUCCUCCUAAAGGAAAAGACUUCUUUCAGACCAACAUUUCACCAGUUACUCCAGAAAAAGACUUGGAUGAUUUACGUAGGAACUAUAGCCCAGAGAGGUGUUUCUUCCCUCGAGUUGUCUACCCGAUCCGACCUCACAUUCCAGAAGACUAUCUGAAAGCUUCCUUAGCAUAUGGCAUGGACAGACCCAGCUACAUUACUCACUCGCCCAUCCAGGCAUCUACUACACCAAGUCCUUCCGGGAGGAGCAGCCCAGACCAAAGUUUAAAAAGUUCAAGCCCUCACAGUAGUCCGGGGGUCACAGUUUCACCUCUGGCACCUACUUCCCAAGAGCACAGAGAGCCAUACUCUUACUUGAAUGGAUCAUAUGGCUCAGAAGGAUUGGGGUCUUAUCCUGGAUAUGCACCCCCUGGCCACCUCUCACCUGCUUUUCUACCAUCCUAUAACCCCCAUUACCCCAAAUUCCUGUUACCUCCAUUCAAUGUGAGCUGUAAUAACCUGAGCGCUUUGAACAAUAUCAAUGGCAUCAACAAUUUCAAUCUCUUCCCAAGGAUGUACCCUCUUUAUGGCAACCUGCUCAGCGGAGGUAGCCUUUCCCACCACAUGCUCAACCCCACCACGCUCCCCAGCUCACUGCCCAGUGAAGGAGGCCGUCGACUGCUGCAGCCUGAUCAUCCGAGAGACUUCCUCAUACCAGCACCCAACAGUGCCUUCUCUGUCACGGGCGCUGCUGCCAGCAUGAAGGACAAGCCAUGCAGCCCUACCAGUGGGUCCCCCACCGCUGGUACAGCAGCCAGUUCGGAACACAUAAUGCAACCUAAACCUACCUCAGUGGUGUUGGCUGCCACCGGUGGUGAAGAAGCCAUGAAUCUCAUUAAAAGUAAGAGGAAUGUGACCGGUUACAAAACCCUCCCAUACCCACUGAAAAAACAGAAUGGGAAGAUCAAGUACGAAUGCAAUGUUUGCUCCAAGACCUUUGGCCAGCUCUCCAAUCUGAAGGUGCACCUCCGAGUACACAGUGGAGAGAGACCAUUUAAAUGCCAGACUUGCAAUAAGGGCUUCACACAGCUGGCUCACCUCCAGAAGCACUAUCUGGUACACACGGGAGAAAAACCCCACGAGUGUCAGGUUUGUCACAAGCGGUUCAGCAGCACCAGCAAUCUCAAAACCCACCUGCGGCUCCACUCUGGAGAGAAGCCUUACCAGUGCAAGCUCUGCCCAGCCAAAUUCACCCAGUUUGUGCACCUGAAGCUGCACAAGCGUCUCCACACCCGGGAACGCCCCCAUAAAUGCAUCCACUGCCACAAGAGCUACAUUCACCUCUGCAGCCUCCAGGUCCACCUGAAGGGCAACUGCCCUGUCGCCCCGGCCUCUGGCCUCUCCAUGGAGGACCUGAACCGAAUCAACGAGGAGAUUGAGAAGUUCGACAUCAGUGACAAUGCUGACAAGCUGGAAGAAGUGGAGGACAAUAUCGACUUAACAUCGAUCGUGGAGAAGGAUAUACUGACCAUGCUCAGGAGGGAAAUGGAGGGAGCUAACCUGAAAGUCUCUCUACAGAGGAACCUGGGAAAUGGGCUUAUCUCCUCAGGAUGCAACCUUUACGAGUCGUCAGAUAUGUCAGUUAUGAAGUUGCCUCACGGUCACCCACUACCUCUGUUACCUGUAAAGGUCAAGCAAGAAACAAUUGAACCAAUGGACCCUUAAGACUUUUUGGCAAAGUGAUUUUUUUUAUUUAUGACUUGGCAAGUCAGGGUGCCUGUAGCAGUUGCUUGUACAUAGUUUCAAUGCUGCAAAGCAAUCUUGGCUUACAGUAGUUUCCCUACGCUCUCCAGCUGAAAGAAGGAACUCCAAAGUUACUGUUUUCUCAGGGCAUAAAAAGGGGCAAAGGACUCUGCAUUGCCUCGCCAGUUACUAAGAGACAAUCAUUUAUUCAUAAUUAUUUUUUCAAUGAUAGUACUUCAUAAUUUAUUAUGCAAUUAAUCAUUCUAAAAGCAAUAAUUAGGAAAAUGUUUACAAUGACUGGAAAAAUUCAUUGUAAUUUUUACUUUAAAUGGUUUUUUUUUUGUUUUAUGGCCAUUCUUUGUAGAUAUUUUUUUUUUCUGCACAUCUGUUUUAAGAACCUAAGAUUAGGGUUUCAGUAAAUGUGUUUUAUGUACCAAUGUCUUUUAAACAAAUGUGGUUUUUCAUAUUGCCAAAGCUGGACAUGUGACAUACGGAAUCCUAGAUCUGUUAGUUUGAAAAAAAAUGCUGUGUACUUUCAUGAGUAAAUCACCCCAGUGGGAAUUGAAUAGAAGAAAAAAAAUAGCAAACCAACAGCCCAGAGCAGCAGCAAGCAGGGAAGAAGCUUUUUCUCCUGCCUCUCUGAGGGGAUGAGAAAGAUUCUUCUACCUGCAGCUCUCCCUGGAACAGAUGUGGCACAGCAAACACUGACCUGCCAUGGACAAUACCACAGGGUUUUAGAACACAGCUCCAGCCCCACACAUUGUCAUGUAACUUUAAGACCAAAGGAACACAUGAGCUUAAAGCGGCUUUUCCAAAAUAAAAUCUCACUUACAUUUUCUUGUUUCCAAAAGCAAUUUAAAAGCAACGACACAAAUAUUAUUCUGCCUAAAGUGGGGUUUGGGCAGAUUUCUUUCUUACGAUUUUUGUUUUAUUUUGGGUUUUUUUUGGCCAGAGCCUUCCAGGGAUAAAAAAAAAGAUGGUCAGAUUCCCUGAGUAAGAAGGGGUUCAGUUUUACUUGUAUUUUUCUCUCCCACUUCGCCUGGGUAGAAGUGGGCUACAAAGUCCUUUCCUGGCACAUAAAUUUUUUUUCUUCCUUCCUGUACGACUCAGAUUUUUCUCAGUAUUUGUGUUUGUACAUUUUGUGGUUAAUUUAAUUAAAGAAGAAAAGGGCAUUGCAAAGUUGUUGAACAACAAUUACCUCAGUGCUUGUGUCCAGUGGUGCAGACAAUGCUGUUUUACCUAAAUGCUUUGCUACUUUAGAGAAGAAACCAAAAUGUGCACAGGGAAAGAUAGAAUGCACAUCCUUUUAUCUUUUUGUUUUGCUAAGCCCAAAGAUGAUAUGGUGACGUUUGAGGUGUAGCAAAGAAUACAUGUAUAUUUAUAGAUAUAUUUAUACCACUAUACGAUAUAUGUAUAUGUAUAUAUAUUUAUACCACUUAAGUUGUGAGCCAAACCAUGUAAUAAAACCUAUUUUUCAUCUAAGUGUGAAAAUCAAAUGUUAUCCAGUUUUGCAAAUAACCAAUGACCUCAAAACCAGAAGGAUGUACCAAGGCAUUUAUCACUUGCAAAUACACACACGCAGCUGAAGAUGAAGCUGGAACUUGCAAACGUGUGAAUGACAUCAUCCUGCAUCCACGUGUGGCAUCUCAGUGAAUUUGGUGGGAAUGACCCUGUAUUGCAGGCCAGGGCUCCUUCAGUCCCCUGCUCUCCUGGCAGUCUGCACUGGGGGGGAAGGAGGCUGGUGGUCAGUCAACAGACGACCAGAAAAUAUUACUGAAAGAACUUGAAAAGAAGCCAAAUAUGACCCGUGCGUGAUGUUAUCACAAAUCACAGUAAGGGCAGGAUGGAAGUCUGGUGAGACAAGGCCCUUGUCUCAUUGUGCCCUGCCACUAAGGAGUUGCACAAUCAACUCACAUGAACAUAAGUAGCAUUAUUACACACCUCCCCUCCAUGUAUCCCUUUUUGUCUGGUUAUAGUCUUAAAAAAAAUUUUACAAGUCCACCUCAACAAUUCAGGAUUCGGUGGUCUUUUUUUUUCAGCAAACUUCAUUUUAAUGCCUUCUGUUAAAAAAACCAAACAAUUCUGAAAUACACAUCUAUAAACACAGCUUUUGAAGGACUCCAGUUCAUUACAUUUCCACUCCUGCAAAUUGUGAGGCUGACAUCUUUUAAAUGUAGCAAUAGUUCAUAAAUAUAGUACUUAAUUGUAGGAUAAACCAAAGUAUCACUACUCUGUCACUGGACACACACUUUUCCUAUUAUUGCCUGUAGUGCUUUCUUGUAUUUGAUACAAAAUUUACAAGAAUUUAUAUGCAUCAGCUUUAAGAAUUGUUACUUCUCUUUACUGUUUCCCCCUCCCCUUAGACGUUUUACAUGUGAAUGUAGCAACAAUCAACAGUGUUUUUGGGGGUUUUUUGUCUCUCUUAAGAAAGACUCUGACCAAAGUUAACAGGCUUUUUACUUUGCUAGAACAACAAACUAUUAUAUGUUUACGUAUUGGUUUACAUCAUUAUUUAUGUGCAAAUUGUCAAAUGUAAAUUAAAUAUAAGUGUUCAUUGCUU
This is a messenger RNA of Taeniopygia guttata (zebra finch), 6393 nucleotides long. It is a transcript of the gene PRDM1, whose product is annotated as PR/SET domain 1. The record is from RefSeq and is a predicted model, not a curated record. Gene Ontology annotation, biological process: regulation of transcription by RNA polymerase II; cell fate commitment. Gene Ontology annotation, molecular function: DNA-binding transcription repressor activity, RNA polymerase II-specific; RNA polymerase II cis-regulatory region sequence-specific DNA binding; protein binding. NCBI's taxonomy places the organism in Eukaryota, Metazoa, Chordata, Aves, Passeriformes, Estrildidae. Gene Ontology annotation, cellular component: cytoplasm; nucleus.